CAGGAAGUGAGUGCACCUUUUAAAUGUGUCCGUUCCGAUGCUACAGACGUCAGAUGUUUGCGUACUAGCUGAAACUCCUCAAAAGCUUCAUUUUUAUAACGAAACGGGCGAUUUUAUCUUUAUUUGUUACUGUGUCAGUUAACGUAGAAAAUAGUUUUUUUCCACGUUGAAUUCAGUCAACUGACGUCAUGUCCCAAUGUUAGAGAAGGAGGCUGCGAUGGGAGCGGAGCGGCGGGAGGAGCCGGAGGGGCCGGAGCCGGGGCCGGGCAGCCGGGUGUCCUGCGGCGGGGAACGGGCCACGGUGCGGUACGUUGGCCCGGUGCCGCCGACGUCAGGGCUGUGGUUCGGUGUGGAGUGGGAUAAUCCAGAGCGAGGUAAACACGACGGCAGCCACGAGGGCGUCCAGUAUUUCACAUGCAGACACCCUAACGGAGGCUCCUUCGUGCGCCCGGCGAAGGUGAGCGGCGGCGUGGACUUCGUGAGCGCCGUGCAGCAGGCGUACCGCGUCGACUCUGAGGAGGUGCUGAGUCAGCAAAUCUCCAUCUCCUCCAAGAAGCUGGAGUGGGGCCGAGUGGAGGAGCGCAGCUUGGAGACUCUUCCAUCGGUGCUGCUGAGUCGCUGUGACGUGAACGGACCCGGAGCCGACGGACAAAUCAGGAAAACUACUCCAAACGUGACGUGGUUGGACCUGAGCGGGACGCUGCUGUCCUGCUGGGAGGACGUGGCGGCCAUCACCCAGCAGCUGGACACACUGGAGGGACUCCAGCUCAGUAAUAACCGGCUCUGUUUACCUGCUGAGCCGUCGUCUCAUUGCGCGGCAUUCUGCAAGCUCAGAGUCCUCGCACUCAACAGCUGCCAGCUCACCUGGCCACAGAUCCUGGAGUGCGCCCCCAUGUGGCCGCAGCUGGAGGAUCUGUGUGUGGAAGAAAACGACAUUACAGCGCUGCAGAGGCCUGAUGGAGUGCUGCAGACCCUGAAGAGUCUCAGUUUGUCCUGUAAUCCUUUAGAGCAGCUCAGUUUGCUCAGUCUGGCUGCUCUGCCCAGACUGGAGCAGCUGAACCUGUCGAAGACGGGACUGUCUGACCUUCACUUCGAUGACGCCGCUCCUGGAAGUCAGACGGCGAUGUUCCCGGCACUGAAAGAUCUCAAACUGGAUCACAACAACAUCACUGAGUGGCGUGUGGUGGACGAGCUCGGGAAGCUCCCCAGUUUGCUUCAGUUGUCGUGUCGCAGUAACCGCCUGCUGAGCAGUGAUGGGAACCCCAAGACUGCCAAUCAGAUGCUCAUCGCCAAACUGGGACAACUGGUCGUCCUCAACAACUGUGAGAUCCACCCGGAUGACCGGAGGGGGGCGGAGCUUGACUACAUCAAGAUGUUUGGAGAGGAGUGGCUGAAGGCCGGUGGGCGGAGUCAGGCCAGCGCAGAGUUCACCUGUCAGCACCCUCGUUACCUGAGCCUCAUCCACAAGUACGGCGCUCCAGAAGACGGUGAGCUGAGGAAGCCGGAGCCGUUCGCCCUGAAGAAUCAGCUGUUGAAAAUAAAGUUUGUGUUUCCUGACGACGUCGACCGGAAGCCGAUCGAGAAGAAACUUCCAGCCUCCAUGGUCGUUCAGAAGGUGAAGGGACUCCUGUACAGACUGCUGAAGGUUCCUGCUGCAGACCUGAAGCUCACCUACACCAGCCCCAAGAUGUUAGGGACAGAGUUUGAGAUCGACAGCGACCUGAAGACUCUACAGUUUUACUCCAUUGAGGACGGAGACCAGGUGUUGGUCCGCUGGUCCUGACCCAUCCGGCUCAGGAGGACCCACCCGGCGGCUCACGGCAGAGACGAGAACGAAGCUUUCCUGGACUGAACUGAACUUCAGACAGUGGACUUUUGACUUCUUAAUGACGCCCAUAAACUGGAUCCUUUGGGCCACAAAUGAAACGGGUCACACGGAGCGAAUCUUCCACAAAACGCAUGGCUCAGCACUGACAAAUUCAUGCCUUAAAAUAAAGAAAUAAACAUGGACCAAACCUUUCACACUUAAUUUGUGAAUUCUUAACUCUUUGUAUCAGUUUGAAUGUAUUCAAAGUUAGUGUUUUCUGUUUUGUUCUCUUUGGCGCCACCACUGGCAAUAAGCAGUAAUACAGGCGUGUUUCUGGAUCUCACUUCCAUCAUCUGUAGGAAUGGCUCUUUUCUUUGUUUGUUCAGCAAUAGUUACACUUUCUGGAUAAAAGACAGAACACACAACACAGUGUGGCCAAAGUGAUUAAAAUAU
This is a messenger RNA of Centropristis striata (black sea bass), 2260 nucleotides long. It is a transcript of the gene tbce, whose product is annotated as tubulin folding cofactor E. Gene Ontology annotation, biological process: protein folding. The record is from RefSeq and is a predicted model, not a curated record. The transcript is spliced from 16 exons. Gene Ontology annotation, molecular function: alpha-tubulin binding. Bases 197 to 1783 code for a protein of 528 amino acids. NCBI's taxonomy places the organism in Eukaryota, Metazoa, Chordata, Actinopteri, Perciformes, Serranidae.